Daldinia loculata is the source of this 3762-nucleotide messenger RNA. RefSeq names its product P-loop containing nucleoside triphosphate hydrolase protein. Lineage: Eukaryota; Fungi; Ascomycota; Sordariomycetes; Xylariales; Hypoxylaceae. The record is from RefSeq and is a predicted model, not a curated record. Bases 505 to 3291 code for a protein of 928 amino acids. Gene Ontology annotation, molecular function: microtubule binding; GTP binding; GTPase activity. Gene Ontology annotation, cellular component: microtubule; cytoplasm; membrane. The transcript has 8 exons.
CUUUUUUUACGCGUGAACAAUUUCUAGUCGAUACUCGGUACUUAGAUAGUGCCUGUUAGUGCUUGGACCUGUUUAGGCAGGUUGCCCUAACAACGUCCAUUAUCUCAAGGAGGUAGCCUCAAGUCAACUUCAUAACUGAUACAUCUACUCGAUUAAUGUGUUAAUUUUCUCUCUCUUCUCCUCGCACACUUUCUCUAUUCUUUCUCCUUCUCACUAUCACCAACACGAGUGUAUCAUUCCCUCUUCUUUCCCUUUACAAUAUCUAAAUCAUCAUCCUAUUUAAUACCUUUAGUACUUGAUGAAAGUGGACGCUUCCAGAGCUUGCACUGUUUGAGUAUCACCGAUUCUUGGCAGCCGCAUCUAUCUAUUCCUACCCCAGGUUUCCAGAUUUGGUAACUCGACUCUUUACCAUCUUGGAUGUUAGAUAGUAUAACAUUGUGCUCCGUUAUAUAUUUGUUCAGGUUUGACUUCUAAUAACCGCAUCCAUAUAAUCACCACCCAAGAAUGCCGCGACAUAAUGGCGCCGUCAAGCACGAACGUGGUGGCUCACCGGUGCCAAGUGUGAGAUCAGGGACCAUGGGGCCGCCCUCUCCGAAUCCUCUCAAGCGGAAAGUUCCUCCCAGUGAGAGUUAUCAUUCCAUGGCCCGAACGUUCAAUCGCUCUCAUGCUCCUAGUGCUGAAACCCACCAGCGAAGGGAUGAUGAAACAGAGCCCAUCUUCAUGGAAAUGAGGUACCGGGACAGCUUCAGAAGCGGCCAGCAAGGCUCUCCAGUAUCACAGAACGCCGAUGCCAGCUUUCUCCAGCAGAGUUUCUCCCAUCCUACCUUUGCCGAUAUUGGACUCAGACAGAAAGCUUGUAAUGAUACAUUAGGAGACCUUCAGACGCUCGGCGUGUCUCACGUCGCCCCCCUUCCCGAGCUUGUUCUUGUUGGCGACCAGUCAUCUGGCAAGUCCAGCCUGAUGUCCGGUCUAGCUCGUAUAAACCUCCCGAGGAGUGCUGGCGUGUGCACACGUUGCCCUCUUCAUAUUCGCUUGAUCAGUAGCAAGACCGAUCAUUGGUCAUGCACUGUCUCUCUACAACAGGAUUAUGAUUUCCAGCCACACCCUGAUCGUAAACCGGAGCUGUCAGACGUUACCGUGGCAAAGCCAUUCCCUCCCUGGGUUAAGAGUAACCACCGGGAUAUCAAACCGUUCAAGACUAUCUUUAAUCCCUCCGAGAUUGAAGAGGUUCUUCGCUGGGCCCAGAUUGCAAUAUUAAAUCACAAUCGCAACUUUGAGAUUUUUGUCCCUGGCGAAGGUGCUUUUGCUAAAGAAACGCCCCUUGAUGUUGCGGCUCGGGAGACAGAUGCCCAAUUCUCUCCGAACAUCGUAGCCUUGGAGAUGAGAGGGCCUGGGCUUCCAGAUCUAAGUUUCUACGACCUGCCUGGCGUCUUCCAAUCUCCAGAAAAAGAAGAGGAUAUGUACGUGGUGAAAGUCGUAGAGAAUUUGACACUUGACUAUAUCAAACGACCCAGGGCAAUUAUUAUGUGGGCUCUUCCGAUGAACGUUGAUGUGGAAAAUUCCAUCUCUUUAAGCAUCAUCCGCAGGGCCAAAGCGACUGGCCGAACCAUCGGUGUUAUGACAAAGGCAGACCAACUUCCCCCUCAGAACAUUUCCAACUGGUUGUCUAUGUUCCAAAAUGACAAGCAACUCGUUGGGCAUGGUUUCUUUGCUACAUCGCGUCCGCCGGAUCAAGCGCUAGAGAACGCAGCAAAAUGGGAAGAACUCUUCUUUAAUCGCGAGAUCAGUGGUAUUCAAUGGCCCACCGAAUUUGCAGAGUUUAAAGACCGCUGUGGUGUCGAGGUCCUACUAAGGUACCUAUCCUCUAAGCUCGGGGAAGCCUUUACUGAGAGUCUUCCGUCGAUUAAGAAUACGGUUUUCACCCGUCUCAAGGUUGUCGAGAGCGAAUUGGCCGCCCUGCCCGAACUUCCCCCCAAUGUAGAAUAUGAGGUGAAGAAGAGCCUUUUUGAUUUUCUUCAGCAGAUGAAAACCGCCAUGAAGAAUACUGCGUUUUCGUCUGAAUGGAAUGCAUUAAACAGCCAAUUUCAAGAAUGCAUAUUCAGAAUAAAACCAACCUGCACAGUCAAAGAUUCAGAGCUUCAGACAAUCGAUAUUUCUGGAGGUGAUUCAGAACCUACCACACCGACACCACAUAGGCCUCGGCCUACUGAUUCAACUAUGCGAAACCUCACAACCCCUAGCAGGCGACAGCGCCAAGACGGUGCCGGCACCCCUGUAAAGAAUGAAGACAUUACGAUGGGAAUGUCACGCACAUCAUCCGUCAUCGGCGGUCCAGGGGCGGGUGUGUCAGACCCAUUCGCCAAGUAUUCCAAUCUUGGUCGAUUUGCAAUGGACAUUAAGGAUAUCCGCAGUGAGAUUCUAUCAAAGAAACGACCUGGAAUGCCGCGAGACUUGGUCCCCGACGAAGUUCGCGAGAAUUUAUGCUUGAAAGCGGUCAGAAAGUGGGAAGCGCCACUGGAAACCUAUAUCAAUAAGACAGCGGAACUGCUAAAGAGGACCGCUAAUGCCGCCCUCGAAAGCUCUCUAGAGUCACUGCGCAGCCGCUUAAUCUUCAAAGACUGCAGGAAGUAUCUGAGUGAAUUUAUUGACAAGACAGUCGCUAGCCAAAGGGCACGCCUAGAGGAAAUAUUCGGAUCCGAGACGUAUCAGCUUUACAUGAUGAAUGACGAUGCGUUCCAUCGUUAUAAAGCACAGGAGAUGGAACAACUUACACGUAUGCGAGGCAUCCUACGUCUAAAGGCCUUGACUCUGAUCGACUGGAAUUAUAAGAUUCAUAAAUUGGAAAGGAUGUCAGAGGAGGAAAAGACCAAGGAACGGAAAAUGCUUGAUGCUAACCUCCACAAGGCUGGGAAAGACCCCUACGAUACUGAAAUUGAGGUGGCCGGUUUUGUUCGUGGAUAUUACAUGAUGGCCGCGGCGCGGUUCGUAGAGGGUGUGACGAUGAAUGUAAAUUCCAACCUCUUCCGCACAUAUCGAGAAAGCCAGCUCGAUGAGUUCUUGAACGCCAAAUUCUAUAUCUUCAGCCAAUCUGAGCCAGGUCUUUAUGAGAGGUUAAUGGAGGAAGACGCGAACACCGCCAAAAGGCGGGAACAGCUUAAAGGAGAAAUGGAUAAGUUGGUGAGGGCCAUGCAUAGCAUUAAUAACCUCGAGAGGUCCUCCAACGAUACCAGCCUCAGGCCCACAUAUGUAAAUUCCAUCAUCUCCGAUAGUGAGAUGGAUGAUGUUGUGUAGUGGUGGACAUGGAUGACUUACAUUAGGGGAUGCAGUUGUUUUAUGCUAACGGAAAUCUCGUCAGUCCGCUAUUGUCCUUGCUUUCUGAUUUUGUUCAAAAUCUAUUUAACAAAUGUGCGACUGAUGCCGGUUCAUAGCUCUGCGACUGGAUACUAUUGCAGGCUUUUGAAGAAUAGGGUGAUAGGGCGAAUUGUAACUAGGAUCCCCAGGAUGGCUUGCUUGCUUGCUUGCUGGUGUGUAUUGAUUCUAGAAGCCUAACAAUGAAACUAAUAAAAUGAGUGAAAUACUGGCAACCUAGGCUUGGCAUUCGAAAUGAGUUUGGGGUCGACACCUUUGAGAUUGUAUGUAAACGAACCACGCCUGCUGUAUAUUGCCACGCAAUUCCAGCAUACCUAUACCUUUGCUCAAGGAUAAUACCAGCCUUCUUCACUUACCACCAAGCUUCCAAGGUUGUUAGACACAUGUCAUAGG